CAUUUCGCAAACAUUCAGUCGACCGGAGCUCUCGCCGGUGCUACCAGUUGGUAACCGGAAAAGACGCCGCAACCUGCAAAUUAAGGUGGGUUUCUCUUUUUCUUCAGAUAUGAGAAGAUUUAUUCAUUUGCAUCUCCAUAAACUCUCGAGGCCCACUUUCUCUCCUCGCUUUCAUCUCAAGCACACCGCCGCCGCCGCUUCCUUCUCCUCCGUCCAAUCUCCACUUGAUCAUAAACCCCAAAAUCAAACAUCUUACAUAGGACCUAAUAGCAACACCGAUUUCAUAAACCAUUUAUGCAAGAAUAAUAAAUAUGAAGAAGCUAUUUCUGUUCUAUGCGAACAAAUGCGCUUGAAAGAUGCUAUUAAACUGCUACAUUUCCAUAAUCGCCCCUCCGCUUCCACAUACUCUUCCCUGCUAAAGCUCUGUCUUAAGCAGAGAGCUCUCUUGGAGGCGAAAACAGUGCAUAAACAUUUCGGCUUAUCGGGUUUCGUUCCUGGUGUUUUCCUUUUGAAUCGUCUCCUUAGUGUCUACUGUGAAUGUGGAAGUUUAGUGGAUGCACGGAACCUGUUUGAUGGAAUUACUGAGAGAGAUGUUUGUUCUUGGAAUCUUCUGAUAUCUGGAUAUGUAAAAGAUGGUAGCUUGCAAGAAGCACGUAAGCUGUUUGAUUUAAUGCCUGAAAGAGAUAACUUUUCUUGGAAUGCCAUGAUUUCUGGUUACGUUAGGCAUGACAAGCCCCAAGAAGCUCUCAAAUUGUAUGGUGAAAUCCAAAUACAUGAUCAUUUAAAAUGCAGCAAGUUCAUUGUUUCUAGUGCUCUUGCUGCUGCCUCAUCGAUUCGAUCAGUGAAAAUUGGGAAGGAGAUUCAUGCUCAUAUAAUCAGAACAGGGUUGGAUUCAGAUUCUGCUGUAUGGAGUGCCCUGUGCGAUAUCUAUGGAAAAUGCGGAAGUAUUUACGAGGCUCGCCAUAUAUUCGAUCAAACAACCGAUAAAGACAUUGUCUCGUGGACGGCUAUGAUCGAUAGGUAUCUCGAGGAUGGGAAACGCAAAGAAGGAUUCGCGAUGUUUUCGGAUUUGUUAAGGACACAAACAAUUAAGCCCAACGAAUUCACAUUCUCGGGAAUUUUAAAUACUUGUGCGAAUCAAAAUUUGGAAAGUGUUGGUAAGGAAGUUCACGGUUACAUGAUAAGAGUCGGGGUUGAUCCAUCUUCGUACGCGGCAAGCACUCUAGUUCACAUGUAUUCUCGAUGUGGAAACAUAGAGAGCGCUAGAAACGCGUUUGAAUUGUUGCUAAAUCCCUGUUUGGUUUCCUGGACUUCCCUCAUUAACGGAUAUUCUCAACACGGGCAACAUGAGGAGGCCCUUCGUUUGUUCGGGUUGAUGCUUGAAUCGGGCACUCGGCCUGAUCAUAUUACGUUUGUGGGUGUUCUUUCGGCUUGUACUCAUGGAGGGUUAGUUGAGAAAGGUCUUGACUAUUUUUAUUCAAUAGAAAAGCACGGAUUAACUCAGACAGUAGAUCAUUAUGCUUGUGUGGUUGAUCUUCUUAGCCGAAAUGGAAGAUUUGAAGAAGUGGAGAAUAUGAUUAAAAGGAUGCCGAUGAAGCCUGACAAGUUCUUGUGGGCUUCUCUUCUUUCGGGCUGUAGAACCCAUGGAAAUCUUCAACUCGCAAAACGGGCUGCAGAAGAAUUACUCGAAUUGGAGCCUGAAAAUGGAGCAACAUACGUGACAUUAUCAAAUCUAUACGCAUCUGCAGGAAAAUGGAGCGAAGUAGAAAAUCUGAGGAAGGUUAUGGAUGAAAGAAGAGUGAAGAAGAAACCGGGGCUAAGCUGGAUUGAGAUCAAGAGAAAAGUGCAUGUUUUCCAAAUGGGAGACUUAUCCCACCAAAGAAGAGAUGAAAUUCAUGGAUAUAUUGAGAAGAUUUCGAGGAAGAUGAGAGAAGAAGGGUAUUCUCCUCGAACUGAUUAUGUUCUUCAGGAUGUAGAAGAGGAGCAAAAGGAAGAAAACUUAUUUUAUCAUAGCGAGAAGCUAGCGAUUGCUUUCGGGAUUAUCUCUACUCCAGAAGGAACUCCUUUAAAGGUUUUCAAGAACUUGAGAACAUGUGUUGAUUGUCAUAAAGCUAUCAAGUUGAUAUCGAAGAUUGCUGAAAGGAAGAUUAUCAUGAGGGAUUCUAAACGGUUUCAUUGUUUUACAAAUGGAAGCUGUUCGUGCAACGAUUAUUGGUGAUU
Messenger RNA from Impatiens glandulifera, 2220 nucleotides. RefSeq names its product pentatricopeptide repeat-containing protein At4g37170. Gene Ontology annotation, biological process: RNA modification. Lineage: Eukaryota; Viridiplantae; Streptophyta; Magnoliopsida; Ericales; Balsaminaceae. The record is from RefSeq and is a predicted model, not a curated record. The transcript has a single exon. Bases 110 to 2218 code for a protein of 702 amino acids. Gene Ontology annotation, molecular function: RNA binding; zinc ion binding; protein binding.